Molecule: messenger RNA, 405 nt
Organism: Dentiscutata erythropus
Lineage: Eukaryota; Fungi; Glomeromycota; Glomeromycetes; Diversisporales; Gigasporaceae
Source: the annotation of a GenBank genome assembly
AUUGAAAGCUCCUAUUUAUUAAUCUAUGCUACAGACACAAAAAUGGGUCGUACGAAGAAAAGAACAUCUGCAUCAAAUCGUAAAGGCGCAAAGCAUGUCUUGCCUUCUCUUGAACUCAAUGAGGAACAAAGAAACAUUUCAGGCUCUUUAAGUACCCCAAGUGUCUCAAGUAUUCCAAGUGACUCAAGUACUCCAAGUACCUCAAGUGUCGCAAGUAGCCCAAAUGUCUCAAGCGGUCCAAGCAGUUCUCAGAUAGAAUCAAAUAUACAAGUUGCCAAAAACGUAGCUAUAGAUCCUUAUUCAGUUGAACCUCAUUCAGAUGAACCUCAUUUAGACGAACCUCAUUUAGACGAAACCUGCUUAGAUACAUUAGAUGAUAACGAUAUUUUACCUGAUCCAGAUUUG